Perca fluviatilis (European perch) is the source of this 4277-nucleotide messenger RNA. Its product is annotated as protocadherin alpha-3-like. NCBI's taxonomy places the organism in Eukaryota, Metazoa, Chordata, Actinopteri, Perciformes, Percidae. Gene Ontology annotation, biological process: homophilic cell-cell adhesion. The transcript is spliced from 2 exons. Gene Ontology annotation, cellular component: plasma membrane. The record is from RefSeq and is a predicted model, not a curated record. Gene Ontology annotation, molecular function: calcium ion binding. Bases 179 to 2569 code for a protein of 796 amino acids.
GAAACCAAAGGAAAUAUCGUCCCUCCCCUCAUAAAGCUUUUGUUUGCUUUCUGAAAAAAGCAGAAAAGGCAUUUGAAUGGAGCUCGCCACCAGACGGAAUAGUUUUGUGCUUUUUGUAAAUAUGAACUCAAAGCCGGUUUGAUAUAGACAUUUAUUGCAGUGACGUUUUUGUGUAUUAAUGUGUUGUUGGAUAACAAUGGUGAUUGAAAGGCCAACUCGAAGAAGGGUCUGCUCAUGGUUUGCUUUUCAUUUGGCUCUACUGUUGUUCGUCGGAAUACGGGGUUUGGCAGAAAUAAGAUACUCUAUUCCAGAGGAAGUAAAAGAUGGAACUGCUGUUGGAAAUGUUGCGAAGGAUCUUGGCCUUGAUAUCACCUCUUUGAUUGACCGACGAUUCCGCGUUGUUUCUGAAUCUAAGGAUGCAUUUUUUGAGGUAAACCAGAACAAUGGGGCUCUGUACGUCCAUAAGAAAAUCGACAGAGAGGAGCUCUGUCAGGGCAGCGGUGCCUGCGUAAUGGAGCUAAAAGUGAUAGUCGAAAACCCGUUGGAAAUACACUAUGUAAUUGUAGAAAUUACUGAUGUAAAUGAUCACUCUCCUAGUUUUCCAGAGAAAGAACAAAUAUUUGAAAUAUUUGAACAAACACUACCAGGAAGGCGAUUUCAACUGCACACUGCUCGUGACCCCGAUGCUGGAAUUAACUCUAUUCGUACGUACACUUUGACGUCUAAUGAACAUUUUGAAGUAGAUAUCCGUCAAAGCGAUGAGGAUAAAAUACCGUUUUUAGUGCUGAAGAAAUCGUUAGACAGAGAACAAAAGGACAAACACACACUACUGGUUACAGCAGUUGAUGGAGGCAAACCUCCAAGAUCAGGGACACUAAAUGUUUCCAUUAUUGUUCUUGACAGUAAUGAUAACCGUCCGAUAUUUAGUCAGGAGAUUUAUCAAAUUGCAAUAAAAGAAAAUGUUCCAGUCGGUACUUCAAUAUUUCAAAUUAAUGCGACAGAUCCCGAUGAAGGCACCAAUAGCGAAAUUGAAUACAGCCUCGGAAAAACUCUUAAGAAAAAAGUCUAUGACAUUUUUGAAUUGGACAAAUUAACCGGAGAGAUUAGAGUUAAAGGAGCAGUGGACUAUGAAGAAAACGACGUUUAUAAACUGGAUGUUGAGGCAUCCGAUAAAGGAACACCUCCACUGACCGGUGAGUGUAGAGUCAUUAUAAAGAUAAAAGACGUUAAUGAUAAUCCACCGGAAAUAGAAGUGACAUCACUGUCAAAUACAGUGUCUGAAGACUCAAAACCUGGCACAAUGAUUUCUCUUAUCAGUUUCAAGGAUAAAGACUCUGGUGUCAAUGGAAAAAUAAUAUCGAGCAUAACGUCAGACGUGCCAUUUGAAUUAAAGCCCUCCUAUAAGGAGAACAUUUAUUCAGUUGUCACGAAGGGAUUUUUGGAUCGAGAGGAGGUGUCACAUUAUGAAAUAACAAUAAAAGCCACCGAUUGUGGUGAACCUCCCUUAUCUACUGUUAAAACUCUCAACAUCCAGAUAUCAGAUGUAAAUGACAACAGUCCACAUUUCGACCAAAAUCCAAUACAGUUUUAUCUGGUAGAAAAUAAUGUUGCUGGAAAUUCAAUAUUUUCUGUAAGCGCAACAGACAAUGAUUUGAAUGACAAUGCAGUUAUUUCAUACCAUAUAGUGAGAGGAGGGAAUCAAAAUGACAUAAUGUCUUUUCUCAACAUAAACUCUGAAACUGGAGACAUUUUGGCACUAAAAAGUUUUGAUUUUGAAACACUGAAGACUUUCCAGUUCCAAGUUGUUGCCACAGAUUCUGGAACUCCGUCACUAAGCAGCAACGUCACAGUGAACGUGUUCAUUCUGGAUCAGAACGACAACGCUCCAGUCAUCCUAUAUCCAGUCAGCUCUAACGGUUCUGCUGAAGGUGUGGAGGAGAUUCCCCGCAAUGUGAACGCAGGACACUUGGUGACUAAAGUCAGAGCCUAUGACGCUGAUAUAGGAUAUAACGGCUGGUUACUGUUUUCACUGCAGGACGUUACUGACCACAGUCUCUUUGGUUUGGACCGCUAUACAGGACAGAUCAGAACACUUCGCUCAUUCACAGAGACAGACGAGGCUGAGCAUAAACUGGUCAUACUGGUGAAAGACAAUGGGAACGUUUCACUCUCAGCAACAGCUACUGUGCUUGUCAAAGUUGUGGAGCCCAAAGAGGCUUUUGCUGCUUCUGAUGUUAAAAGUGCAACAAAGGAUGAGGAGGACAAUAAUGUGACUUUUUACCUGAUGAUAACUUUGGGCUCCGUUUCAACACUUUUUCUCAUCAGUAUCAUCGUGCUGAUUGCAAUGCAGUGCUCCAAAACCACAGACUAUACUUCUAAAUAUCUACAAGAGACUAAUUAUGAUGGGACACUGUGUCACAGCAUCCAGUACAGAUCUGGAGACAAACGGUACAUGCUAGUAGGACCCAGAAUGAGUAUAGGAUCUACUAUAGUCCCGGGCAGCCAUGCAAACACACUAGUGCUCCCUGACAGGAGAGGGACAUCUGGAGAGAGGUCAGAACAGAUGUAGGUCUGCACUGCACUUGGCAUCUGUAUGAGCUACAGCCACAACAUCUGCUGCUGUGCUUAGGUCAUCACUGCAUGCCUGGAGGAUUGAACUGACUGAGCGGGCAGCGCAAGGCUACAUGCAAGACAGACAGCUAUUAAGUGGAAAACAAGUGAAGACACAGUUGGUUGAAAAUCCCCUUUAAGGUCACCCUGUUGCCUAAAAGCGCCCAGUGAUCUAGAUUUAAUGGGAUGGGGUUGUGAUCUCUGAUUGAUAGAAUGUGUGGGUGAGGAAAAUCCAGAGUCAGCUGUUUAGACAUUGGAUGCAGUCAUAGUAAGAGGAUUGCCUUCUUACAGCAAUACAUCUGCACUGCUCACUGUGGAGUAGACGGGGUAUAAGGCCACAGUUGCCAUACACUUGUCUGAUUAAAUACCGUAUGUUGUAUUAAUUUCUGGCCAUGCAUGGAUGGGAUCAGAUGUUGGCUGUUAGAUGGAUCCAGUCUCUAGCUGAAGGGUUCCUCUCCCCCCUGUGGUUAUUUGCCACUGUCAUAUCCCCACUAAGCAUCUUGGGUAAUUACUAUGCCUUUAUUUAGCAAUUGCAUUCUUAUUUCUCUGGAUGUUCCCUGUGUGGGUAUUCACAACAAGAACGUUCUAUAGUCAAGCUUAUGUGUGUUUAUGACUUCUUUAAUGUUGCUACACCACAGUAUUGAUAACUUGUCAUUUUCUUUUAAUGCUUUUUUACAUGGUUAGCAGGAGUGCAAGUAGAAUUCCACUAGAAUGUGUGCGUCUGUUCAGUUACAAGGCUGUAACUAAAACAACAUUGUCUGAAAAAUAAUACAGAAAAAACUUUGUAUAUAUGUGUGAGUAUGUUUCAUUAAUUGUAUAUUGAGUUCAUUGAGUGGUCUGGUCAAACUGGACAUAACCUUCCUUUGUGAUCUAAUCGUGAUAUUUGUGUCAUGCAAAAAGCAUAUUGUCACUGUGUUUAUUUCAUAAUUUAACUUUAGUAGUAUUGCAUGGCCCUCUAGGAAGAUUUUGCAUCUCUUGAACUGUAAGGCAUUUUCAAAAAAGCAAUUAGGUCAGCUCAGACAAACAAACAGUAAAUUAUUUUUUCUUUUUUCUUAAAAGUUCAAAUGUUGAAGGUGCGAGUUUUCACCAGACGUCAGUGAUAGAUUAAACAGCCUUUUUCUAAAAGCAUGAAAAUGUGGUCAGAAUUGUAUCAUAAAGACAUAUAAAUCAUUCACUGUCCUGAUAUCAAGCGUGUGUGAUGCCACUGACUGUAGAUAGAGAAAACGCCUGUUUUAACACUUAUUAAAGCUACAUGUACAGGCUGAAACGUCUUAUCCACUUUCUUCUUAUUUUUAAAAUGGCCCGACCGUCAUUUGGCUCCUUCUGGUCAUCCCUGAGAGUGUGAACCAGUGAGCUGUUCUGUACAGUGGGUGAGUCAUCUCAUCCCACAUGUAGAUUUUCAUUUUGUGAAGUUGGUCUGCUGUGUUUUAUUUUUAGGUGAACCAUCUGUAAUGGAAACAUGAAAUCAGGAUUCAUGGUCUUUGGCAUUCAUGGUUAUUGCUAUUAUUCCAUCAUGAUAUUAGGGAGAUUUGGUUAUGUGAUGCCCUGUAGCAAAACAGACUUGAGUUGUGUGCAUGCUUGUUUAGAUGUGUACUGAUCGCUAAAUGUUCUUCCAUGUUUCCCGCCAUCUUAGUGGGUGCAGUCUAUGAAUAAAACAAUGAAACAUG